Molecule: messenger RNA, 1163 nt
Organism: Gracilinanus agilis (Agile Gracile Mouse Opossum)
Lineage: Eukaryota; Metazoa; Chordata; Mammalia; Didelphimorphia; Didelphidae
Gene: MAB21L2
Product: mab-21 like 2
Exons: 1
Coding region: 1-1080 (359 amino acids)
Source: RefSeq, a predicted model, not a curated record
AUGAUCGCCGCUCAGGCCAAGCUGGUGUACCAGCUCAAUAAGUACUACACAGAGCGAUGUCAGGCGCGCAAGGCUGCAAUCGCCAAGACCAUCCGCGAGGUUUGUAAAGUGGUCUCGGAUGUGCUUAAAGAAGUGGAGGUGCAAGAGCCUCGCUUCAUCAGCUCCCUCAGUGAGAUCGAUGCCCGCUAUGAAGGGCUGGAAGUCAUCUCUCCCACCGAGUUCGAGGUGGUGCUCUACCUCAACCAGAUGGGCGUUUUCAACUUCGUGGACGAUGGCUCGCUGCCUGGCUGCGCAGUGCUCAAGCUGAGCGAUGGUCGUAAGCGAAGCAUGUCUCUCUGGGUGGAGUUCAUCACCGCAUCAGGCUACCUCUCGGCGCGCAAGAUCCGCUCGCGCUUCCAGACACUGGUGGCGCAGGCAGUAGACAAGUGCAGCUAUCGAGACGUGGUGAAAAUGAUCGCGGACACUAGCGAGGUGAAGUUGCGCAUCCGGGAGCGUUAUGUGGUGCAAAUCACGCCGGCGUUCAAGUGCACCGGGAUCUGGCCCCGCAGCGCUGCCCAAUGGCCUAUGCCCCACAUCCCUUGGCCUGGCCCCAACCGGGUGGCAGAGGUCAAGGCCGAAGGGUUCAACUUGCUCUCUAAGGAGUGCUACUCCUUGACAGGCAAGCAGAGUUCGGCGGAGAGUGAUGCCUGGGUGCUUCAGUUCGGAGAGGCCGAGAACCGACUGUUGAUGGGCGGCUGCCGGAACAAGUGCUUAUCAGUGCUGAAGACUCUUCGGGACCGUCACCUGGAGCUGCCAGGCCAGCCGCUCAACAACUAUCACAUGAAAACCCUGCUGCUGUAUGAGUGCGAGAAACACCCUCGGGAAACUGACUGGGACGAAGCGUGCCUAGGAGACCGGCUCAACGGUAUCCUGCUGCAGCUCAUCUCUUGUCUGCAGUGUCGGCGAUGCCCCCAUUAUUUUUUGCCCAACCUCGACCUAUUUCAGGGCAAGCCUCAUUCGGCCCUGGAGAGCGCAGCCAAACAGACGUGGAGAUUGGCCAGAGAGAUUCUCACCAAUCCCAAAAGCCUGGACAAAUUAUAGGGCAGUGGAGACUACUUGGAAAAACAACAACAACAAACUCCCACCAAGCUUCGGAAAAACAAAAACUCCAAAACAAAAUUUUA